Molecule: messenger RNA, 2082 nt
Organism: Aspergillus fumigatus Af293
Lineage: Eukaryota; Fungi; Ascomycota; Eurotiomycetes; Eurotiales; Aspergillaceae
Source: RefSeq, a predicted model, not a curated record
AUGUCAAGCAAACGAUCUCGAACAGCCUUCGAGGCUGAUCUACAAGCACAUCAUUCCCCGUAUGCCUUUUACGGAACGCCUCUACCCCCUCUAGAUGCCGGGACUCGGGACGAUGGGUCAUAUGUACCGAUCUGGAAGCAGGAAGUUACAGAUGACCGGGGAAGGAAACGCUUACAUGGCGCCUUCACCGGUGGCUUCAGCGCCGGAUACUUCAACACCGUUGGUUCCAAGGAGGGGUGGACCCCUGCAACGUUUGUGUCCUCGCGCCAGAAUAGGGCGAAGGAUUCUCAGCAGAAAUUCCAGCAACGACCGGAGGACUUCAUGGACGAGGAAGACAUUCGAGAAGCUGAAGAGGCGAAAAAACUGCAGACCAGUGACGACUUUGCUGGGUUUGGAUUUGCGGCGACCGACGCGACCCGCCGUGGAGGGCUGAUGGACCUUCUCAUGGCCGGCGGUGAAACCAUGGGUGUCAAGCUACUGAAGAAGAUGGGUUGGCGAGAGGGUCAAGGGAUUGGCCCCAAAGGCCUUGGGUUUGAGGGUGAAAGUCGGUUGGAUUCUCACAAACCGGGUGCUGACGAGUCUGAUGAAGACGAUUUCUUUGGGCGACGGUUGACGUCCGGGAGCCAACGAAAACCAUCGAAGACAAAAGAGCAACCUAGGCGUGGUGCAUUUGGAGUCGGGGUGUUGAACGAUACAGGGUCAGAUGACGACGAUCCGUAUUCUAUUGGCCCACAAAUUUCGUACAACCGGGUCAUCGGCGGUGACAAGAAAAAGAAGAAGAAAAAGCCCACCGAUGAGUCUAAGCCAGCACUUGUUGCAGCUAAUCCUCUAGUGAACACCAAGCCCGUAUUCAUAUCAAAGAAGACCCUCACUGCAAAAUCGUCGACGGGAUUCAGAAAAUGUCAUGACGGCCGGCUCCCGUUGGACGGCUUUCUCCUAGCUGAUGGUAUUUCCAGCCUCUCAAUAUCUACACAAGAGAAGAGAUACGCGCCCCCAGAAGUCCCAAAGGACUGGAUAUCGAGCAAAAUACCGUCAGCUGCAAGAGAUGUCUCGAACUAUGUCUCUACGGCAGAGGCGGCCAAGGCUUCUUCUCUCGACCCUACGUCUCGAGCUGCACUGCUGGGGGAGGCCCAGCUUCCCGGAAAGUCGAUUUUUGACUGGAUGACCCCUGAGGCUCGCGAAAGGAUCAUGAAGCUUACAGGGAAAUCAGACCUACCACCGGCCUUGGGAGAGAAAGCACCGAAAGGAUUCGAAUUAUCAGAAUCGCAAAGACGCAAGGAUCUGUGGGACCUUGUUCCCAAACUAGACAAACAGGUGGCUGUUCAGGCUCUUACUCGCGCAGUCAGCGGCUGGAUGCCUUAUUCGGAAGAUCAAGGCAAACGAACUCGGUACCGCACAUUCCUUGAGAUACGGGCAGGCCUCCGCGAUACACUUCCAGACCGAGUACCAGGCUCGACAACGAAUGAAUGGGUUGCGGAACUCCACGAAUUUGCUCGAGCUGCGGAGGUGUUCAAGCCGGUCUCUGGGGUAAUGGCUUCGCGCUUCACUUCAGCAUCUACGGGGCCCAAGGAAUCGUCUGAUCAACCGGAGUCAUCUACGUCGACAGAGCCAUUACUCCGCAAACCCGCGGAGAAACCUGAGGACCCAGCUGUGGCCGCAGCCAAGAUUGGAAUGUUUGGCCCGAUGACUCGGAGCACCCACAGCUUCUAUCCGGCACGGCUGCUUUGCAAACGGCUGAAUGUCAAGCCACCGGAUCAUGUGCAGAUGGACCCGGGAGAUCAGCCAGGGGGUCCCGAGGCUGGUAUUGGCAAUCGAUUCCAGUCUGCUGGAUACCAGACAGCAUCCGGACCUACUAAAGAGCUCGUUUCGAAAGAUGUGAUGAACCAGCUCAUGCUCGAAACUAGCGGUAGAGCACUGACAGCACGAUCCGACACUGCCACUCCUGAACGGGCGACAGCGCCGGAAGUCGGGAAGGAGGUGGUGAUUGAACCCGAACGCAACGAGGCACUUGAGGCUGAGAGGCCCGGCGAGGCGGUCUUCAAGGCGAUCUUUGGUAGCGAUGAUGAGGAUGAGGAAGAGUAA